Messenger RNA from Pseudophryne corroboree (corroboree frog), 578 nucleotides. RefSeq names its product NADH:ubiquinone oxidoreductase subunit C2 (gene NDUFC2). NCBI's taxonomy places the organism in Eukaryota, Metazoa, Chordata, Amphibia, Anura, Myobatrachidae. The transcript has 3 exons. Gene Ontology annotation, biological process: mitochondrial electron transport, NADH to ubiquinone. The coding region runs from base 109 to 441 and encodes 110 amino acids. The record is from RefSeq and is a predicted model, not a curated record. Gene Ontology annotation, cellular component: mitochondrial inner membrane.
CGGAACCUUCCUGCGGGAGAAACGUUUCCAGGGGACGGGGAUAUCCGGAACACCAGUGCGCUGUGGAUUAGCGUCCCCCGGUGUCCUUGGGAACUGUGUGCCGCAGCUAUGGGGCUGAUGCCGGACGAGGCUCGGGGGCUGCCGCCCCCCAAUCUGGUCAACCGGGGCACGGUGUAUGUGGGUUUCCUGGGCUACCUGAGCGCCAUUAUCCACAACGCCAUCAACCGCUUCCCGGUGAUGAAGGCUGGUGUGCAUCGGCAAUUGCUGUACACGACUAUCGGCGUGUUCCUUGGAUACCACAUGGUGAAGUAUGAGAACUACAAAUACGCAAAGCGAGAUCGGGAACUGUUUGAGUACAUGAGGCUACACCCGGAGCUGUUUCCCCAGCAAGAAAAACGAACAUUCGCAGAAAUCACCGAAAAAUUUUACCCAGUCCGCUGAAGUUUUGGUACCCAUACUGAUUUAUCAAGAUCCGACCAGAAUAUAUUUGUUCUCCAUAGAAGAAGCUGCAUGUUCUCAACGCCUGUGUGAAAUAUUUUCUUUAACCCAUAUAAAUACAAUAAAUAAAUUACCUUUGA